AUGAACAGGACCAGCCCCUUUCUAACAAAACACAACGCCGAGUCUCUUCUCGGUAUCAAAGGCGAUUAUCAAUAACGUAGAUCGACUCCGGGGCCCAACACGGAGAAAGGUCAUGGACCAGGAGGGAAUCGCAUGAGAUGGAAUGUACUUGAUGUGCUGCAUCACUGUUGAAGCUGCAUAAGUAGAGAAUAAUCUCAUUCCAAGAUGGAGGCAACCAAAAUACUGCCUGUGCUGAAGAAGAAGCUGGCCUUUCUGUCAGGAGGCAAGGACAGGCGCAGUGGUUUGAUCCUGACCAUCCCACUGUGCACCGAACAGACCAGCAUGGAGGAGCUCAGUGCCACCCUGGAUUACCUACUGGGUAUUCCCAGCGAGAAGUGCAAAGCUCGUGGUUUCACGGUCAUCGUCGACGGCAGGAAGUCUCAGUGGAAUAUAGUGAAGACUGUUGUUCUGAUGUUGCAGAAUGUGAUCCCAGCUGAGGUCUCUCUUGUCUGUGUGGUGAAACCUGAUGAAUUCUGGGACAAAAAAGUGACCCAUUUCUGCUUCUGGAAGGAGAAGGACAGGCUUGGCUUUGAGGUGAUUCUGGUUUCUGCCAAUAAACUCACACGAUACAUUGAACCAUGCCAGCUUACAGAUGAAUUUGGCGGGAGUCUGGUUUAUGAUCAUUUGGACUGGCUCAACAAAAGAUUGGUCUUUGAAAAAUUCACGAAGGAAUCCACGUCCCUUCUGGAUGAACUUACCGGCAUCAAUGAAAAUGAGAAAGGAAGCCAGGCAGAGAAGGACAGGUCUUCAGAGAGCAACAUCCUGCCUUCAUUUGAUCCCGAAACGGUCCUGCAGACUGGACAUGAGUUGCUCUCGGAGCUGCAGCAGAGGCGUUUCAAUGGCUCUGAGGGUGGAGGUGGUGGCACAGCCUGGUCACCCAUGGACGAUGAGCUGCUGGCUCAGCCUCAGGUGAUGAAGCUCCUGGACUCUCUGAGGGAGCAGUACACAAAGUAUCAGGAAGUUUGCCGACAGCGCAGCAAACGCUCCCAGCUAGAGGAAAUCCAAACCAAGGUCAUGCAGGUUGUGAAUUGGCUGGAGGGUCCUGGCACAGAGCAGCUCCGCACACAAUGGGGGAUUGGAGACUCCAUUCGCGCUUCUCAGGCCUUGCAGCAGAAACAUGAGGAGAUCGAGAGUCAACACAGUAUGUCCCAGCAGUUAGACGGGCUGUUAGGCAUGCUGUGUGCAGACGUCGCCCCUGCAGAUGGAGCUGCAAUCCAGCAAACUCUAAAACAUCUGGAGGAGAAACUCAAGAGCGUGGAGGGUGCCUUGCAAAGCUUGAGAGAAAAAGGCCAAGUACUGCUUGACCAGAUGUCUACCCAGACGUCCUUUUCCUAUGGCAAGGAUGUAAGCAUUGAGAACAAGGAGAAUAUUGACCACAUUCACAGCGUCAUGGAGGACAUGCAGCUCCGCAAACAGAGGUGCGAGGACAUGGUUGAUGUCAGGAGACUCAAGAUGCUGCAGAUGGUACAGCUCUUCAAGUGUGAGGAAGAUGCUUCACAGGCAGUGGAAUGGUUAGGAGAGUUGCUCGAUGCUUUGUUGAAGACCCACAUUCGACUGGGAGAUGAUUCACAGGAAACCAAAGUGCUGCUGGAGAAACACAAGAAGUUUGUGGAUGUUGCACAGAGCACCUAUGAUUACGGCCGCCAGCUGCUGCAGGCCACAGUGGUGCUGUGCCAGUCUCUGCGUUGUACCACCCGCUCCUCAGGGGACACGCUGCCCAGACUCAACCGUGUGUGGAAACAGUUCACAGUCACGUCUGACGAGAGGCAGCACAGGCUGGAGAUGGCCAGUGCUUUCCACACAGCUGCGGAGAAGAUUCUGAGAGAAAGCCCUGAAUUAGCCGAGCUGAUGGUGGAUGUGGAGGCAUAUGAAGAGGUGGAGACUGUGGGGAAAGGUCUGCUGGACAGGCUCACUGUGCCAGUCAUUUUCCCUGAUGGGUAAGAACCGAAAGGCCAAAGUACAGCGCA
Messenger RNA from Sinocyclocheilus grahami, 2006 nucleotides. RefSeq names its product SEC14 domain and spectrin repeat-containing protein 1. The transcript has 17 exons. The coding region runs from base 205 to 1980 and encodes 591 amino acids. NCBI's taxonomy places the organism in Eukaryota, Metazoa, Chordata, Actinopteri, Cypriniformes, Cyprinidae. Gene Ontology annotation, molecular function: phosphatidylinositol-5-phosphate binding; phosphatidylinositol-3-phosphate binding; phosphatidylinositol-4-phosphate binding. The record is from RefSeq and is a predicted model, not a curated record.